This is a messenger RNA of Anopheles moucheti, 406 nucleotides long. RefSeq names its product chymotrypsin inhibitor-like. Lineage: Eukaryota; Metazoa; Arthropoda; Insecta; Diptera; Culicidae. The coding region runs from base 24 to 287 and encodes 87 amino acids. The transcript has 2 exons. The record is from RefSeq and is a predicted model, not a curated record.
AGCAAAUUCGUACGUCCUUCAAAAUGCGCGCCAUCUUUGUCCUGCUCGUUGUCGCUAUCUUCGCGUUCUUGGGAGUUUCGGCCGAAAACAAGGCGCAGCCCAAGUGCGGUGAAAACGAAAGCUUCCAACGUUGUGGAUCCGCUUGCGAGCGCACGUGCAGCAACGGAGAGGAAUGGGACAAACCAUGCAAAUCGCCCUGCGUUGACAAGUGCUUCUGCCAGGAAGGAUUCUUGCGUGACGAUAGCGGCAAAUGCGUCCGUGCCUGGCGUUGCAAUCCUUCGCUGUAAGCGGUCGGUGAGCUGUUCGCGUUCAAAAUGAUUUCCAACUUUCCGCUAGCGGCGACCAUGAGGCCAGUUUGCCUGUCAAUCCACCUUGCUGCAAACAGUCCAUCAUUCUGGUUUUCUUA